Molecule: messenger RNA, 6579 nt
Organism: Pseudo-nitzschia multistriata
Lineage: Eukaryota; Bacillariophyta; Bacillariophyceae; Bacillariales; Bacillariaceae
Source: the annotation of a GenBank genome assembly
ACCGCAUGAUCAUAAUUUCUAGACUUUUAAAUAUGUCAUAAGUUUUGUCUAUGCCCUGGUUGUUGAAAACAAACCGAUAGAAAUAGAGGGUAGAUGGAUGCAUGCUACCUACUUAUGCUCGCUACCGUAGGAGCAGCCUGAGUUUUUUUGACAGCUUUUGGCAUGAGAGCAUUCGUCAUUUCUCGAGGAUAAAAGGUGAAGAAGGGAGAGUGUGUGUUUCAGUCGAACAAAAAAUUGGACGUUGGAACAAACCGAAGCGCUACCGCAUCUUUAUUCCCUCCGUUCGUGAGACACAAUCAUGUGGUGGUUGCCAAACCCCUGCUGGUAUUUAUUUCGUCUCUCCCAAUCGCCGUUGGGGAAGACGGAGGAUCCCUGAGUUUUUCCAACCCUUCAACUUCCUAAAGUAAGCGUCAUACAACAUACAACUUACACACACGGUACAUACAUGCACACACCCAAACAUACAAAUCAAAUAAUUAAAGAAAGUCUUCGAAGAUGAACAACGYCUAUAAUUGCAUGUAACAACAGACGUACCGUAUCGCAUUGCCUAGAGUUCUAUUGCAGCUUACCAGCGAAGACACAUAGMCAUUCAUCCAUAACAACACGCACUGAGCAACCUCGUGUGUUUGAACACAGAAUAUUUUGUCCACAACGAAAUCGGAUAGUUUGUAUUACCAACCCACGCUCUGGUCUCUGUGAAUCUUGUCUUGCAGUAACAUCUCGAGAACGAAGCGCCAAUCCAAACACCUCCUUCAUAGCAUUUCAUCGGAUCGAAUUGGAUCGUGUUCGUGCCAUUGCGUAUUGCAUUACUGCAUCAAACGGAACCAAUUCAGCGGGAACAAACGAGCUGGACCAAAGCGCCUCUGUUGAAAACCAAUCCACGGUAAAUCCAUAUUAAACUSCAUCGUGCUACGGAAUUGUACAUCAUUGCGAACGAAACCACAACCAGCAACAGAUUUAGCACCGAGAGCGGCGAGACCAAAGAUUCAGGAACACUGCAUUACUCCUUUYAUUUCUAUCGCCACCAAUAACUUUCGAACAAAUUGCCCAAGAGCAAAAUAAUAGAAACAGAACACAGGACCAGAAUAAUAUACACGCCACACCACGAUCAAAAUGGCACCGCAAAUCAAAAAGGCCAAGUCGGCCUUUCUGUUUUUCCAAGGAGACCAAUUGUCAAAGAUUCGGAAAGAGAAGGGACUUGCGAUGGGAGAAGCCAUGACGGAGGUGAGUGUUGGAUGAUUCAAUGGUCCGAUUUGGAUCAAUGCACUUCGAAAUCAACCGAUCGAAACAAAUCGGCCAAUCCACCWAAGCCAAUGAUGAGGUGAAGACUCGGAUCAUUCUCAUGUAUAAAGCYGCGGUUUGCUCACACUUUUAUUUUUUUGGGUGCGCUUUCGUUUCAAUGGAUCGGCGUCCUCCGAAUACCAAAAUCCAAUGCAACAAAACGACAAUCGAAUCAAAUCAAAUCGAAUCGAACCGAACCGAACCGUUGACGCAAAAUGUACAGCUUGCCGCUCGAUGGAGAGCGAUGAACGACAGCGAAAAAUCGUCGUACUUUGCCUCGGAACGAGCCGACCGCGAACGCUUCGAGAUGGAAUCGGCCAAGGCCGACCAGGAACGCCUGGCGCUCCAAGAAAAACGACGCGCCGCYCUGGUGGUCCAGGAGGGCGAGACCGCGGGGAGCCGGGGAGCCCGCCAAAAACUGGACAGGGAACGCCGGGAACGGGAGGCCGACAAAGAACGCCGCCGGAUACGCCUGGAAGAAGAAAUGGACGACGACGAGCGGGAGCGCCGACGAUUGGCCGAGGCCGAAAAGAAACGAGAGACCGAGGAACGCCGCAGGCAACGGGCCGAACAAGAAAAGGCCCUUGCGAAGCAGCACGACAAACUCGACAGGGAACGCCAAAAGAAGGCAGCGAACCGACUCGAAUAUUUGUUCAAGCAGUCCCCCAUCUUUGCCAAGCUCCGCCAGGGUGAGGGGUCCAUGGAGGAAGCCACGGACGCCGAGGCCGAAGCCAAUGCAUCGAAGAAGAGACAGAAACGUUCCAAAGGAAACAACAAGCCUCACCACGUGCACGACGCCGAUAKUGCCGAUGAAGAAAUAAACGACGAAGACGACGGAGGAGACGGAGACCAGCAUGUUUUCUUGACAAAGCAACCGAGUUGCAUUAAGUUUGGCAAGCUCAAGCCCUAUCAAAUGGAGUCCCUCAAUUGGAUGAUUCAUUUGGCCGAGAAGGGCCUGAAUGGAAUUUUAGCGGACGAGGUACGUGRGCUGGAUGACGAGAAGCGACCAAAUGAACGAUACGAACACGAUGCCGCCUUCUUUUGUUCGUUGAGAUAGCCAUGUCACAAGUCGCUUUUUCUUCUUUUCUCAGCUUUCUUUUUUCCCUCGUUUUUGAAUUGUGUUCUCUGAUGCAUCACUACAUGUCAUAAACUCCGACAAUAGAUGGGCCUYGGAAAGACCCUCCAGUCCAUUUCUAUCCUAGCCUAUCACUGGGAAUACCUUCGUAUUCAGGGGCCGCACCUGAUCUGCGUUCCGAAAUCCACCCUUUCCAACUGGAUGAACGAAUUGAAGCGRUGGUGCCCGGMCCUCCGAACAAUACGUUUCCAYGGAUCCCGGGAAGAUCGCGAAUACAUGAUCGAAGAAUAUUUUCACGCCAAGGCGGCAUCCCACGACGGAAAACGCCCCGACAAGCAAAUCAUGAACGAACACGGAGAGCUCGUAGACGACAAUUCCGACAAUCCCCGGCAGUGGGAUGUUUGCGUAACGACGUAUGAAAUGUGCAACACGGAACGAAAAACACUCCAAAAAUUUGCCUGGAAGUAUCUGGUCAUCGACGAAGGUAGGUUUGGUGAUUUUUGUUCUUUUUUUUCAAAAUUGUACUGCUACGUUCACCGCCGACGAGUCAACUGGAUAUCAGAAACGCGUUUUGUUUUGAGCUUCGAGCACGUUCCAAUUUUCCAGAACUAACGGUCGAACUCUUUCUGUGCUUUUUCAAACCACCUUAUAGCCCAUCGUCUCAAGAAUGACGCUAGUAUGUUCAGUACGACGGUUCGCAGUUUUUCCACCGCGAACCGGUUGUUGCUAACAGGGACACCGCUCCAAAACAACCUCCACGAGCUGUGGGCCCUGUUGAACUUUUUGCUCCCCGAUAUCUUUUCUUCGGCGGAACAAUUCGACGAAUGGUUCAAUUUAGAAAUCGACGACGAAGACUCCAAGAAGAAUAUGAUCACCCAGCUGCACAAGAUUCUGCGUCCCUUUAUGCUACGUCGACUSAAGGCCGAUGUCGCAAAGGGUCUUCCGCCGAAAACAGAAACCAUUGUGAUGGUUGGAAUGUCCAAAAUGCAGAAGCAACUGUAUAAAAAGUUGCUCCUCCGAGACUUGGAUGCAUUUACUGGAAACCAGGCCAAGAAUCGAACGGCAGUUUUGAACAUUGUCAUGCAGCUUCGAAAAUGUUGYGGGCACCCCUAUUUGUUUGAGGGCGUCGAAGACCGCACGCUCGAUCCACUGGGGGAGCACUUGGUCCAGAAUUGCGGAAAACUCUUYAUGGUCGACAAACUYUURAAACGCCUGAAGGAAAGAGAGAGCCGCGUCCUUAUCUUCACGCAGAUGACUCGCGUUCUAGAUAUUCUGGAAGAUUUUAUGGUMAUGAGAGGUUACAAAUAUUGUCGRAUCGACGGAAAUACGACCCACGAAGACAGAGAGRAUUCCAUCGAUGCGUUCAAUGCACCGAAUAGCGAAAARUUUUGUUUCAUUUUGUCGACCCGCGCAGGAGGGCUCGGAAUCAAUCUCCAAACAGCCGACAUUUGUAUCCUGUACGAUUCGGAUUGGAAUCCACAGCAGGAUUURCAAGCCCAGGACAGGUGCCACCGAUUGGGUCAGAAGAAGCCCGUCAGUGUGUACCGUCUGGUCAGYGAAAACACWAUAGAAGAAAAGAUUGUGGAGCGGGCUCARCAGAAACUCAAACUCGAUGCCAUGGUUGUCCAGCAAGGCCGUCUGAAAGAGAAAGACAAGGUGUCCAAAGAGGAGAUCUUGGCUGCGGUCCGAUUUGGAGCCGAUAAGGUCUUUCGAUCUGAAGAAUCUACCAUUACCGACGAGGACAUUGAUGUGAUUCUGGAACGAGGAAUGGCCAAAACCAAGGAGCUCCAGGAAAAGAUCCAAAACGCCGAAAAGGGAGAUUUGAUGGACUUUCGUCUCGACGGAGGUGUUUCCGCCCAAACCUUUGAGGGUGUUGAUUACAGCGACCGGGAACUGCGAGAACAAUUGAGGCUGCUGGCAGCAAAUUCGAUGGGCAAGCGCGAGCGAAGACCGCCCCCAACBGAUUACAAUCCCAUCAUGCACCAAAAGAAAUCCAUGGUCAUCAAUAACGCAAAAAUCAAACUCCCUAGAACACUGCGUCURCCACAGAUGGAGGACCACCARUUUUACAACCGUGAGCGACUGCUGGAGCUGGGCAAACUWGAGUUUGAAACGUAUGCAACACUCCGAGAGGCCAGAAAACUGCCGUCGAAAGAGUACAUUGAGAGAGUAAGAAGUCUUUUGCCCGAUGAGUUGAACGAAGAAAAAUGCGAACUGCUGGACGAGGGCUUCGGAAAUUGGAGCCGGAGUCAGUUCUUCCAUUUUGUGAAAUGCAAUGGCAAGUACGGACGAGACGACAUUGCCAGCAUUGCAGCAGAACUGGACAUGUCGGAAGAGCAGGUUCGGCCCUACAGCGUUGCGUUCUGGAAGUACGGCCCCACCGAACUCAAGUCGGAAUGGGAACGCUUCACAAACAUGAUUGAACGAGGAGAGAAGAAACUCGAAAAGCAGAAAAAGCUGACGCAGACGCUCAAGAAGUUUGUGUCGACGUUUGAGAAUCCGCGACAGAACCUGGUCUUUGCCAACAAGGGAACGACUCACUUUGCCCUCGAACAAGACCGUGCGCUUCUGUGUGCCGUCGAUGCCGGGGGCUACGGGAACUGGGACAGGGUGAGGGAGGACCUCCGCAAAGACAGGAAACUGAAAUUCCAGCACACCGUUCAGGGGAUGACCACGGCGAUGAUCACAAAGCGGGCAGACUAUCGCAUCMGRCAGGUGGAGCGCGAACUAGAGGCACGCGAGAAGGCCCUCGAGAAGUUUCGACCGACCAGUGCGAUCGCUGCGCAGAAGGCCCUGGAUUCCAUCAAGGUCAUGGAAAAGUACGAAAUAGAUGCGCGGACCAACGAGCUGCAGGGCGAAGAGCCGCCGAAAAUCGACAUGUUUGACGCAGAAACAAAGACGAUYUACCUGGAGCGCCAAAAAGAAAAAGAACAGUGCGUGCGGCGCUUGCAAGAAAUCGAGGGCCAGGUCAAUCGAUGCCUUCUCAUGGCGGAGGAAACCCGGCGAGGAAUCAUCCGUGGUGACCAGUACGUCAACUUUAGCAACAUCAAUCUAAAGGGAGGAACGAAAUUCACCACCGCCGGGGGAGAAAACACCUUCGAGGUACUGCCCGACCUCGAGAGCGGAAAACUCGAGGCGCGGUUCAACAGGCACAUUCUCUCGAUUCCCGAGUGUGGCCAGUGCGAGAACUGCGUGAACAAGGGAACCCUUCGAAGACUCUGCGUGAAACGGCUGGAAGAACGACAGAGACUCCUCCGCAACGAAACCAAGACUGUUUUGAAGAAAAUGGGCAAGUCCACCGCCAACAUCAUACCGGGCAUGAUCACCACCUCCACGGCCGUUUCCAAGAAGGAAAACAAGUCGUCCUCGAGCAACGGUGGYAGCAAAAAGCGCAAGACCGARCCGAGCGAAASCGACGACCGCACCGCCAAGAAAUCCAAGCCCGCUCCUUCCUCCAAGAAGAAGAGCCCCAAGAUGAUGAUGACGGCCAACGGGAUGAAGCCCCGGGUCACGUCCCAGGGCAACAAGCGCAUGUCGAUCCCGGACGAGGCCUUUCCCGAUUUCUGCCGGCGGAUCGGCCCCUACGGCACCGGCGAGCGCAUGAAGCUCAUCAACAAGUUUGCGGAGGACUACCCCGAGACGUCGAUCCGCCAGGUGACCCUCAAGCUGGGGGAAAUCACCUGCAAGGAGCCCCCCGCCUGCGUGGACAUGACCGGCCGGAAGGUCCGUGCCUUUAUGUUCUACCUCCGGCCCCGCUUCUACAAGUACCUGUACCCCGAGGACCGGCCGGACAACUGGGAGCAGUUUGCCGACCUGGACGACAAGCUGUGGGAGAUGGAAAAGGAGCAGAUCCGCCUCAAGAAGGAGAGGGCCAUGAAGAAACUCGCCGAGGCGGCGGAAAGCGAGAGCGUUUCCUCGGACCGGAUCGAGGGCGCGAGCAACGUGUCUCCCUCCGUCACCGGGGACGACGACGGGGACGACACGGAAGACGAGGGCGGUGGCGAAUCGGCGGUGAAGCGGCUAAAGGUGGAGGCGUCGCCGUAGCAGGCGAGAUCCAAACCGUGCGWAGGGCGUUGGAAACCGCGAACGAAAGGCAGCCCGAACGAAUCUAAUCAAUACAAUCCUAGUGGUGCGGAAACACCACAACCGAAGAAAUGCCAGAGCAAUCGAUGCCAGGGUUUUUGUAUCAAGUCAUCAUGUAGAUAUAAAAUCUAGCUAGCUCC